ACAACUAUAUAAAACGGCAUUGCGGUUCUGACUUGAAUUAAAGACUUUAGGAAAAUGGCAUUUCAACCGAAAACCGACUACGAUGCUGUCGAAAAAAUGUGGAGCAGUGAAAGGGAGAAGCCCCAAUUCGGAGAAUCUUUGUCCAUUGGUGAAAUAAUCUUUCAGGAGAUGCGUCGCCAUCCAAAGGGUAUUGCACAGAUAUCGGACUCGGAGAAAACGAUCCUUUUGCGGGAGGAUCUUUUGAGGAACUCUAUUCGCAUCGCCACUUACAUGCGCAACUUGGACCUGUCCCAGUUCGACAUCGUGGGCAUUAUAGCGAAUAAUUCCACCCAUAUCGCGGCCGUUGCCUACGCCUGCUUUUUCAACGGCAUCGCCCUGCACUCUCUAAACUCCAACUAUAUACCCGAAAUCAUUGAGAAGCUGUUCCUCAUCACCAAACCACGACUCAUUUUCUGCGACGGCGAAGCAUACCCAAAAGUGCGAGCGGCCACCGCCAAGUUGAACGUUGAAAUAGUGACAAUGUGCAAUAUUUCGGAGGAUGUUAUCAGUAUUCAGGAGGUGUUGCAGACGCCAGUGGAGAAUGGGUUCAAGCCCACCCCUUUAAAACUGGGAACCGAUCACCAGUUGGCCAUACUCAGCACUUCUGGCUCUACAGGCAAUCAAAAGGCAGUUGUUGUGACCAAUAGCCGAGCCAUUUUAUGCGGAUUUACGCAGCUAACAACCGAGGAUGUUCAGUACGCCUCCAGCGGUAUGGACUGGGCCUUGGGUCUGUAUACGAUAGUCACAUCCGGAGUCUUUAGCACAAGGCGCAUUAUAUCGGAGAAGCCCUUCGAUCCGUCAGAGACUCUGCGCAUAAUCGAUCAGUACCAGGUCACGUGGGUCAUGCAGCCUCCGGGACAAGUGGCAGCCAUUGUAAACUGCCCGGACUUUGAAAAGGCCAAUCUGCAGAGCCUGCGAUACUAUAUAUACACCGGUGGACGGUGCACCAUGGAAGUGCAGGGGAAAUUGCGCCAAAGAAUUGACAGCGGUGUCAUGAACUUCGGCUUUGGCCUUUCGGAAACGGCAUCAUUUUCCAGCCUAAACUGGCACUACGAUGCGAAGCCCAAUUCGGUGGGUCGACCGAGUCCUGGCUACAAGCUGAAGAUCAUCAACGACCAAGGCGAGAGUCUGGGACCAAACGAGGAGGGCGAGGUGUGCCUCAACACGGGCAGCUUUUGGCCCGGCUAUUACAAAAACCCGAAGGCCACGGACGAAGUGUACAAGAACAGCUGGCUCCACAGCGGAGACCUUGGAUAUAUGGACGACGAUGGGUUCUUGUACAUCGUGGAUCGUAAGAAGGACGUAUUGAAGUACGCGGCCAACAAGUACUAUCCACACGAAGUCGAGGAUAUAAUUUCCGGAAUGCCCGGCGUUUUAGAGGUUUGUGCCUUCGGCAUUUGGAACAUGCAGGGUGGAGAUGCGCCAGCGGCAAAUGUCGUCUUAAUGCCAAGUGUCCAUAUUAGUGAACAGGACGUGGAGGAUUAUGUGGCUCAGCAUGCAAACACCGAGUUUCUGAGAUUGCAUGCCGGCUGCCUUUUCAUUAACGAUCUAAAGCGAAGUCCCAAUGGAAAAACAAACCGUGCUGCCAACAAAGAUCACUUUCUUCGGACAAAGGGCGUUCAGAUAGACUCAUAAUUAAGAUAACUUGGUAUAACCAUUUAAAUCUUUUAAUUGUUGU
Molecule: messenger RNA, 1717 nt
Organism: Drosophila rhopaloa
Lineage: Eukaryota; Metazoa; Arthropoda; Insecta; Diptera; Drosophilidae
Product: luciferin 4-monooxygenase-like
Exons: 3
Coding region: 55-1674 (539 amino acids)
Biological process (GO): fatty-acyl-CoA biosynthetic process; long-chain fatty acid metabolic process
Molecular function (GO): long-chain fatty acid-CoA ligase activity
Source: RefSeq, a predicted model, not a curated record